Molecule: messenger RNA, 420 nt
Organism: Ilyonectria robusta
Lineage: Eukaryota; Fungi; Ascomycota; Sordariomycetes; Hypocreales; Nectriaceae
Exons: 2
Source: RefSeq, a predicted model, not a curated record
AUCGUCGCCAUCCACGGCCUAGACACCGAGUCACCGCGAACCUGGGAGUACAAGAAGAAACCAGAACAUGGGGGCGGGGUAGUCAACUGGCUGGCCGAUGCGAAUAUGCUACCGGCUGCCAUCCCCGAAGCCAGGAUAUUCACAUACGACUGGAACGCGAAUUGUUUCCAAGAUGCCCCAGUCAAAGCCAUUCUUGGCCACUCUGAUACUCUACUUGCGCACCUCGCGGAGUCACGAGGCACCGGAGCGCGACCGAUCAUCUUCGUUGCAUCUUGUUUUGGAGGGCUUGUCCUGGCCGAGGCUGUUAACCGAGCAGCACGGGAAGGCAGUCCCUACAGGGACGUUUUGAUGUCAAUCGCCGGCAUCAUCUUCCUCGCCACUCCAUUUCGCGGCAGCGAUGCAGCUCAACAGGCCCAGUGG